Molecule: messenger RNA, 905 nt
Organism: Lutzomyia longipalpis
Lineage: Eukaryota; Metazoa; Arthropoda; Insecta; Diptera; Psychodidae
Product: lopap-like
Exons: 4
Coding region: 201-854 (217 amino acids)
Molecular function (GO): pigment binding
Source: RefSeq, a predicted model, not a curated record
AAACAUAUGCCUCCACUGUUUAUCAGCGAGUCUCGAAAAAUCCCACAAUAAAAUUAAGUCACACUUUCCUCACGCUAUUCAAUCAAUAAAUCGCUCAGACUUUAAGACACGUCAAUAUUUUCCCGAAGAGAUUAUAGGAUAUCUCAACUGUGCCGUAGAGAUGAUAAGGAUAAGAGCAUUUUAUCAGUUAAUAUAAAUAGAUGCUGCAACAGUUUUUACUCAAUCAUUUUGUGGGUGGUGAAUUCAGUGGCAAGAUGAAGGUUGUGCUUUUCGUGUUGGCCCUCGUGGGCUCUUCUCUGGGUCUCAUCUUCGAUAGGGAAUGCCCCGGUCAUUCUGCUGUUGAAAAUUUCAACACUGAACAGUACCAAGGAGUUUGGUACGAAGUCUACAGAUAUGAGACAUCAGAGCAAUAUGGAAGUGACUGCGCUACCUUCGAGUAUUAUGCAACUGGAGCUGAUACGAUGGACUUGGUUUUCCGAUGGGUGUACAUUGAGAAUAACUUUGAUGAACUGUAUCGUUAUGGAAAUGCUGUUCGUGAGGCUGGUGCGGCAGGAAGUGCUCGCUUCCAGGUGACUUUCGAUGAUGAACCAGGCAGAAACAUUAAUUACCAAGUUCUUGCCACUGAUUACGACUCAUUCUCUCUCAUUUGGAGUUGCCACAAUCUUGGCAAUGGACAAUCCAAUGAGGAUGCUUGGGUUUUGUCCAAGAUUCCUCAUCCCGAUAUGGAUGAAUUCGAGCAAGUUGUUGGCGGAGCCAUUGACGCUUACCUCGACAGAGCCCAUCUCCGUGGAACUGUUCAGGGAUGGGAGAAUUGCACCGAUAUCCCAGCUCGUGCUUAUUUUGGACUUAAAUAAACCUGGAAAAUGGAGUUUCUUCUGCCAAAGGAAAUAAAUACUUUUAUUUAA